Messenger RNA from Alternaria novae-zelandiae, 825 nucleotides. RefSeq lists its product as uncharacterized. The transcript has 2 exons. The record is from RefSeq and is a predicted model, not a curated record. The coding region runs from base 1 to 825 and encodes 274 amino acids. Lineage: Eukaryota; Fungi; Ascomycota; Dothideomycetes; Pleosporales; Pleosporaceae.
AUGCCGAGUUGGGAAGAAGCUACUGCAGUACAGAAACUGUCCUCCAACACCAUACUGGAGGUAGUCAAAACACAUUUCAGCACAACUUUGGCGAAGCAGAACCAGCCACACACCAUAGCUCUCCACAUUGAGUUCCUGAGACGGACCCAAGCCGGGCCCGCAACAUACAAAGUCGACGAUGUCAAACUUGGUCGCCAAACGUCUAUCGUACAUGUGACCAUGGAGCAAGACGGCCGACAGGAAGUCGUCGCGUACGUCACAAACUCCAACAUGGAUGCGGAAAAGGGCUUCACCCAAGAUGUCGGAUACAAGCUUUCACCGCCCGUCCCGUCAGUCGACCUGACAAAGCUGGAAAAUGAUGAAGAUACAAACUGGAGGCUCCAACCAGAAUUGCCGCACGCCAACUUCCGAAAAGCGACGAAGAGGGUGAAGUUUUAUUUCCCUCGGGAAGGACGAAGCCUAAAGCAUCUCGCUGAUGAGUGGAUCUGCUUCUCUGAUGGGACAAACUUCACGGAUUCCUCGGUCGGCUUUGUCGCAGACAUGUUCCCGCUGAUGGUUGAGUCAAUCAAGGGCGAAGGAGAGGGACCCUUUUGGUAUCCAACCCUCCUACUGAAUCUGGACAUCAAGAAAGCGCUGCCGCCGCAGGGGGUCAAGUGGCUGCAGGUUAGGGCAGGUAUGAAGAAGGUGGCGAACGGUAGGAUGGACUUGGAAGUGUGGGUGCACGAUGCUGACGGCGAUCUGGUGGCUUUGAGCCAUCAUGUAGCAUUUGUGUUGGAUGCUGCUAGGAACACAGCCGCAAGGAAAACGGGCAAUGCGAAGAUCUAG